Molecule: messenger RNA, 365 nt
Organism: Meloidogyne enterolobii
Lineage: Eukaryota; Metazoa; Nematoda; Chromadorea; Rhabditida; Meloidogynidae
Source: the annotation of a GenBank genome assembly
UCUUUUUAAUAUACUUUUUCAGUUUUUUCCAAAAUGCAACGUUGGAUCUGCCACGUUGAUUCUCUUCCUUCUAAUAUUCUUUUCAUGCUUCUCUGAAGUUGAAGGUUUUGUAUUUAAUACUUUUGAUGUUGGAUUCAUUACUGCAACAAUUUUUUAUUUUGUUUUGGCAAUUGCAGCAGCUGGAGGUGUAUACUAUUUAUAUAAAAAAGGAUGGUUUACAAUUGAAAGAACGAGAGUUCGAAAUCAAGAGAAAAUGCCGCAAAAAAACCAUUUGGAUAGUAUUUAUGGUUGAAGAAGAAAUAAUAAAUAAAGCCAAUCACAACAGCAACAACAAUAAAUGUAGAGCCAGAACCAAGUACAAAUGA